Symbiodinium sp. CCMP2592 is the source of this 3972-nucleotide messenger RNA. The record is from the annotation of a GenBank genome assembly. NCBI's taxonomy places the organism in Eukaryota, Dinophyceae, Suessiales, Symbiodiniaceae.
AUGGAGAUUGCCAGUGGCCCGGACAGCUUGUUGUCGCGACAGAUCCAGGAGCUUGCGGGAUCUACGGAAGCGGCCACUCAGUGCUCUGUGUAUAAUGGUUGUGAACUCACGAAUGAUAGCGGGGUGCGAUUGAUACUACAGCGCCUGGAGCUGGAGCGACCAGCUCACGUGUGGAUUAGGCCUCCCUCAGGACCCUACUCUCCCCUUCAGCAUAACAACGCCCAAAGCCCUGAACAGAAACAGGAGUUGCAGGUGAAGCGGGAACAAGCUAUGCGAGAACAGGACUUGAGACCGGAUUCUGAAAGGGAAGCGAGUUUUGCGGUUGAUUGUUGCGAGGUUGAGGGCUUUGCGGAUCAGGCCAUUCAGAAACAGGACUUCUCCCAUGACACGUGUGAACAACUCCUUGACUUGUUACCAUGUAGAUUGCACGAAGGCCACCGAGGUAUGUUGGAUGCACAGUCCCAACAGUAUCUGAUCUUUGGCGCCUACUCUCAUGGUAACCACUAUGGUCUGACUAAGAGGUCCCAAAAAUACCCCAAAAUGAUUAAGUACCUUCUGUCAUACAUGCGUCACUGGAGUCCCGAACCACUGCAAGCUACGUCCUUGGUUGUGAACUUCAAUGGUAAGUGUCCUUUGCACAAAGACCAACAUAAUGAUGCGUCGUACCCGAAUGCGGUUAUCGGGCUAGGAACGUACCAGGGAGGAGAGCUCUGGGUAGCCCGUGAAAGCCCAACAGAAGGGGAAACUGGCGAUCUCUACGACAUCUACCGAACCGUCCAGCGAUUCUCUCCCAAGGUGUGGCAUGGGCCGCAAGCAUGGACAGGGCGUAGAAUAGUUGUGGGUACGUACGUGACUAGAGGCCACCGUCAGUUGUCAGAGGACCAGCCGAAGAAGUUGCAAGGUUUGGGUUUUCAGGUUCCGAGAGAUUCUGGAAGCGGUGAUCAUCAGGCCUACGCCGCCCUGCCCCCCAAACUCCACACCAUCUCCACGGAUAUAGGCCAUUGGACACAUCCUCAGACUGGAGAAAUCGUGCAAUUCAUGCUGAUUAUCGACGAAGGCAGUAGGUUCCGAACAGCUCGCAUCCUCUCCCGCGGUUCGAAGAAACAGCCCAACCCUAGCACGUGCAUUCAUUAUCUUCGAGAGGGUUGGGCCCAGUACUUCGGAAUGCCAAGGGCUCUGAGAUUAGAUGCUGCCGGUGCGUUUGUGAGUCAGCAACUAGUGGAAUUCUGCGAUCAAGAGGGAAUCUUCUUGGACAACAUUCCUGCUGAUGGGCAUUGGCAGAUUGGAGUUUGCGAACAGGCGAUUCAGGGAGUGAAGGAAGUCAUGGAUAAGAUCUGUAGCACGCAGGACCAAGUGGCAUCCGAAACGGCCUUGGCCCACGCCAUCACAAGCUUUAAUGCUCGAGAACAGGUGCGAGGUUUCUCUCCUAUUCAGCAUGUGUUUGGUCGCAGCCCAGACAUCACUGGUAGACUCCUGCAGACUGCUGGAAGCAUUCCCGAUGAAUUGGUGAUCGAGAGCGCUACUGAAGAACUGGAAGCCUCCGCUAGGUUACGGGCUGAGGCAGAGAAGGCUCAUGCAGAAUGGCACGCAGCCCAACAGAUUGCAAGAGCGAAGAACUCCCGAGCACGUCCUCGGGCCAGUUAUCAAGCUGGGGAUUUGAUCUACUUCUGGCGAACCCAGGAGUCUGGCCAGGGAAGAAGGUCCCCAGGGACCAAACAUGGCCGGUUCCUAGGUCCAGCCAGGGUUCUUGCAGUGGAAUCCAAACGAGAUGAAGACGGCAGCCAUCGCGCAGGCAGCACGGUGUGGUGUGUACGCGGCCGUAAUCUGAUCAAAUGUUGCGUGGAGCAGCUUCGGGAUGCAUCGGAGCGAGAGCAGUUGUUGGAAUCUUUGGCAGCGCCACAUGGGCAUGACCCCACUCCUUGGACGUUCACGCGAGUUGCUGAGGAGAUAGGAGGCAACCAAUUCCAAGAUGUGUCGCAGGAAGUACCGACGGCAAUGGAGUGGGAACGAGCUCAGGAUGUGUUGCAAGAAGCGCCCCCUCCUCGUUUCCGGUUUCGAGGGAAGAGGGCUCAACCAGAGCCAGCUGAGGUUCUCACCGACGCAGACCCUCCCGAGCCAGCCAGUGGUUCGCGAGGACCUGUGGCCCGAACUUCCACGCCCAUGGCCACUUGGACGGAUGCUGUUGAGGAGAGAUGGUAUCAGAAGGUGCCAGAGACAUCAUGGUAUGCCCAAGACAGUGCGUUUUGGACAGAUCAAACAGCCGCCGUGGAGGUAAGCAUUGACAUGCCAAACAGCAAGCAAGGAUGGACGAAGGCAAACCGAUGCCUCAAAUCCUACUUUGUUGGAGCCUUAAAGCGGCGCGCCGCGGAAGUGUCAGAACGCCACUUGAACCCGGAGGAGCUACAGCGAUUCAGGGAUGCCAAACAAGUGGAAGUGAACAACUUCAUCGCCUCCAACGCCUUCGAGAGCUUGCCAGAACAUCUGGCCCCGAGCAGGGAACAGGCAGUCAACAUGCGCUGGCUGCUGACAUGGAAAGUCAAAGAAGACGGACUUCACGUCAGUUAUUUCUGCAAGCAGCCGCCAAUCGCUCAUGGCGAGUCUUCAAGGGCGACGUCACAGGAGCUUUUCAAGCAAGGACGAGAGUACCCAGACGACCUCUUCUGUAUUCCUUGUCCAGAGAUUUGUGAAGCGAUGCAAAUUCCCGUUGGAUCCAUUACCAAGCUCCGAAGAGCUUGUUACGGCUUGGUGGACGCGCCUUUGGAAUGGUAUCGUACCAUCUCCGAAUACUUCGCCGAGUUGGGCUUAGUGCGCCUUUGGUCAGACGCUUGCAUGUGGGCCUGGCGCGUGAAUGGACAACUUCGAGGCCUUAUAACGGGCCACGUGGAUGAUUUUCUGUUCGCUGGAGCAGACGACGAUCCUGAGUGGCAAGCCAUCCUUCAGAAAAUCAAGGAACGGUUCAAAUGGGGCGAUUGGGAACAAGACGACUUCAUUCAAUGCGGUGUUCGCAUACAACAGACCAGCCAAGGUUUCCAGUUGUCACAGGCCCGCUACGUGGAGGACAUUCCCGAGAUACCGUUGAAUCAUUCCCGUAGAAAAGACCGCAACCAGCCAACCACUGCUUGGGAGAAAACAAAACUUCGUGCAUUGCUCGGUGCAGUCUCUUGGCAUGCGCAACAAGUUGCGCCCCACUUUGCCGCUGAGGUGAGCUUGUUGCUGUCAGAUGUAAAUGAGAGCACAGUGGCCACCCUCCUACAGGCAAACCAGCUGUUGCAGAGUGCUAAGGCGAGGAAGGGGCAUCAGAUGCUCAUUCAUGCUUUUAAUCUUGAGGUUGAGCUUGGGUGUUACGCUUGGGUGGAUGCCGCAAACGAGAACCGCCGCGAUGGCGGAAGCACUCAGGGAAUCUUCAUCGGACUGGCACCUGCCAGUCUACUGAAGGGCGAAGUGGGGCAAGUUUCGCCCAUCUCCUGGCAGUCCCACAAGAUUGACCGGGUGUGUAGAAGCCCCGGUGCUGCUGAAGUGCAGGCUGCUGUGAAUGGCGAGGACCAGCUGUACUACGUGCGCUUCCAAUGGAGCGAAAUGCUUCAUGGAUGCGUACACACUAAGGAUCCAGAUAGUGCAGUGACUAAGGUGUUGGGAUGCGUCAUAACCGACUCGCGGAACGUGUAUGACAAGCUACAAACAGAAGUUCUCUCGAUCAAGGGAGCGGAGAAGAAGGCCAACAUUGAGUUGCUCAGCAUUAAGGAGGCCCAGGCCAAGACGCAGGUGAUCAUUCGAUGGGUACAUUCCGAAGCUCAACUAGGCAAUUCGCUUACCAAGCAUAAUGCCAACAAAGAGCUGGAGUUAUUCUACAGAAUGCAUCACUGCUGGAGGAUUGUCGAAGAUUCCCAGAUGCGCUCGGCACGCAAGAGGCGUACUGAAGGUCUUGAUACACUGCAGGGUGAUGGUGCUGAUGAAGUCUUCUUGUUGAUGUAA